This is a messenger RNA of Petromyzon marinus (sea lamprey), 6851 nucleotides long. RefSeq names its product ATP binding cassette subfamily F member 3 (gene ABCF3). Gene Ontology annotation, molecular function: ATP hydrolysis activity; ATP binding. The record is from RefSeq and is a predicted model, not a curated record. NCBI's taxonomy places the organism in Eukaryota, Metazoa, Chordata, Hyperoartia, Petromyzontiformes, Petromyzontidae.
ACCUACGUGACUUUACGGAAAGAACCAAAGAGUAUGAACCCGUAUGGGGUUGACAGCUGUGACAAUUGCACGCAACCACCUUGCAUGCAACCGAAUCGCUCAGCUCCCGCUGCACGCGUUACAUUUUUUUGAGUGACGUAUUCGCAAAACGUUCACGCCCGUUCACGCGUCACAUAAAUGACGUCAUCGCGCGAUUGCGUCGAUUUUUUUACCACGAUGUCACCCGAUGACGUAUUUACUUGCCACUCGGACUUUAGCCCUCUCUCUCGCCUCUUCGUGUGCUUGUGAAUAAGAGACAUUAGGCCGAACACGUCACCUUAUAUAUUAUUUUGAAGGCCACACACACACAACUCGGCGUUAUUAUUGACGGAUGCGUUGUUGAGUUUGCAUUAUUUGUGCUUAUUCUUGGUUCUUUCGGUAAAGUCACGUGACAUUACCGAAAGAACCAAGAAUGUGAAUCACCGCAGUCACGAAAGCUUUAAAUCAAAAUUAAUUUGUGCUUGUGCAGCACAAGCAAUUCUGGCAGCGUCGUCGCCAAGUAAUUAGUUUAACAUUAUUUUUUAUAUAGCGAAUGAUGACGCCACUCAUUCUAAACGCAACCUCGCACGAAGGCGUCAUCGGGAGUUAAAUCAUUUCGAUUUAAAGGGACAGAGUUUUUUUUUACAAUGACGCCAUCGCGCGAAUGUUGGAUGACGUCAUCUGACGUCACCUCCACUCCCCUCACCGAUAACGUCACCCGCCCGCCACGAGCCGCUAUGGACGCGUGCGUUGAGUUGCUCCGUGAAGAGUUCCCGCUCAUCGACAGCGAGCUGUUCGAAUACGUGACAGGUGUCCUCGAGUGCAGUGCUCUGGACUUUGAGUCGGCGGACGAUGUGGUGGACGCGGUGGGCGAUGUGCUGCAGGAGGGCUCGGAGGUUGUCAAGGACAACGAGGACAUCAGAGACGUGUGCCAGAGGAUGUUCAACGCGCUGCACGUGAAUGGACUGAGUGGCUCAGGGAGGCUACAAUCCAGGCUUGAUACUCCCAUACAGCUGGCGGAGAUGGCUGGAAAUUUUGAACGCGCUUCUUCGAACGCAACACACAGUUUCAUCGCAAAGAAAGGACCGAACACGCAAGUGGACCAGAAGAAGCUGGGGAAGGCGGAGGCCAAGCUGAAGGCAAAGCAGGAGCGGCGGGCAGAGCGUGAUACAGGGCGGCCCCGCGGCCCCGUGAUUCUGGAGGAGGCGUCGGCGAGCCAGGCCUCCAGCCGGAAGGACACCAAGCUAGAGGCCUCUGGGAAGAACAAAACCUUCGACAUCCGCAUAGAGAACUUCGACAUCUCCUUUGGAGAGAGGUCGCUGCUGUGUGGCGCGGAGCUCUUCCUCGUGUACGGUCGGCGCUACGGCCUCAUCGGCAGGAACGGCCUGGGCAAGACCACGAUGCUCAAGAUGAUCGCCAACCGCAGCCUGCGCGUGCCCACGCACAUCUCGGUGCUGCACGUGGAGCAGGAGGUGGCGGGCGAUGACACGCCGGCGCUGCAGAGCGUGCUCGAGUCGGACACGGAGCGGGAGAGCCUGCUGCUGCGCGAACGCGAGCUCAACAAGCGCCUCGCCGCCGGCGUGGUCGAUGGCACGGAGGCGGCGCAACUGACCGAGGUGUUCUCCCGCCUGGAGGAGAUCGAGGCCGACAAGGCGCCUGCCAGGGCCUCCGUCAUCCUUGCCGGCUUGGGCUUCACGCCCACGAUGCAGCAGCAGCCGACGAGGGAAUUCUCGGGAGGGUGGCGCAUGAGGCUAGCGCUCGCCAGAGCACUCUUUGCCAAGCCUGACCUGCUCUUACUUGAUGAGCCCACCAACAUGUUGGACAUCAGGGCCAUCCUUUGGCUGGAAAACUACCUGCAGACGUGGAAGUCGACCAUCCUGGUGGUGUCUCACGACCGCAACUUCCUGAACGCGGUGGUGACGGACGUCGUGCACCUGCACUCGCGCCGCCUCGACGCGUACCGCGGGGACUACGAGGCCUUCAUCAAGACCAAGGAGGAGCGGCUCAAGAACCAGCAGCGCGAGUUCGAGGCCCAGAUGCAGUACCGUGAGCACAUACAGGUAUUCAUCGACCGCUUCCGGUACAAUGCCAACCGUGCCUCCCAAGUGCAGAGCAAGCUCAAGCUUCUGGAGAAACUCCCACAGCUGACGCCAAUAGAGAAGGAGUCUGAGGUCAUGCUGAAGUUCCCCGACGGCUUUGAGAAGCUAUCGCCGCCCAUCCUGCAGCUCGACGAGGUGUUGUUCUACUACAACCCCGGGGAUCCCAUCUUCCACAACGUCUGCCUCUCCGCCGACUUCGACUCACGCAUUUGCAUUGUUGGAGAGAACGGGGCUGGGAAAACGACCCUGCUCAAGAUUCUCAUGGGGAACUUGUCACCAGUGCAAGGCAUUCGGCAUGCACACAGGAACCUGAAGCUGGGCUACUUCAGCCAGCACCACGUGGAUCAACUCGACCUCAACGUUAACUCAGUGGAGCUGCUCGCCGCCAAGUUUUCAGGCCGCUCGGAGGAGGAGUACCGCCACCAGCUGGGUCUCUACGGCGUGUCGGGAGAGCUCGCAGUGCGCCCCGUCGCCAGCCUUUCCGGGGGGCAGAAGAGCCGCGUCGCCUUCGCACAGAUGACCAUGCCCAGUCCAAACUUCUACAUCCUGGACGAGCCGACCAAUCACUUGGACAUGGAGACGAUUGAGGCCCUCGGCUGUGCCCUCAACAAGUUCAAGGGCGGCGUGAUCCUCGUGUCUCACGACGAGCGGCUGAUCCGCACGGUGUGCCGAGAGCUCUGGGUGUGCGAGGAGCGCGGCGUGCGCAGGGUGGACGGCGGCUUCGACGAGUACAAGCACGUCCUGCACGAGCAGUUCAGCAAGGAGGGCAUGAUCUGAGCGCCGCGGUCGCGCUGGCUUGCACGAUCACAGGCUCCACCCGCCGCCCCUCUCAAUCGCUUUAUCCGCCUGCUCACUCGCCUACGUGCUGGUUCAUCCACCCACUCUCUCGCUAAUCCACCUACUCGCUCAUGCACCCGCUCGGUCGCCUAUUCGCUCAUCAACCCAUUCACUCAUCAACCCGCUCACUCAUCCACCUACUCUCACUAAUCCACCUACUCGCUCACUCUUUUCAACCACUCAUUCAUGCACCCGCUCGCUCGCUUGCACGCUCAUCAACCCACUCACUCAUCAACUUGGUCGCUCACUCAUCCACCUACUCUCUCGCUAAUCCACCUACUCGCUCACUCUUUUCAAUCACUUGCUCAUUCAUGCACCCGCUCGCUCGCUCGCUCAUCAACCCACUCAUCAACUUGGUCUCUCGCUCUUCCACCUACUCUCGCUAAUCCACUUAUUCCGCUAAUCCACCUGCAGAUUCAUCUAUUAACUUGUCCACCUUCCGGUUCAUCUGCCUAAUCGCUCGAUUGUCCAUCUGUCUGCUCGUUAGCACAUUACGGUUUUCCCUUUGGACGCAGGCUUAUUUGGCAGAAUUGAUGGGGAGGGGGGGGGAGUGGAUAAAUAAUGGAAACGUUGAUGAUGAAAGGGUGCCUCGAUCGAAGCGCACUGAGGCCCGUACAGCUCAUUGUUGACAGUUCGAGUUGUAGCGCGUAGGUGAAACAGCCGGCACCGUGCCCUGUGUGUCUCUGUGGGUGCUGUGCAUCCCCGGCAACACGAGACGUACACAGACUUGCGCGCGCACACGCGAGACGUUGUUUUUGUCAUCGGAAACUCUAAGUUGGCCGCUUUAUAGCCGCAAACGUGCGCCACACAACCGCAAGUCAACUUGGGAAGAUCAUGAUUCGUGAUACUGCACAUACAUCGUCAGCAGCAUCGGGAGAGGGGGUGAGGUUGUGCCACCCGGCUGGAUAUGCUUUCCCCAGUCGCCACUUUUGCCCCGUGACCUCCAUCGCGUGGUGACCCCACUGACACCUCGUGCCGUACCCUGGACUCUUAAAGAUGGAGCCUGCGCGUCGUCCCUGUUGUUGCACCGCAGAAAUAUUCCCGGAAAUUUUUCGCAGUGCGUUUUUUUUUGUUCUCUCCUGAAGGUGAUUUACGUUUUUGCAGUUACGUCAGAACGUAUGCACAGUGGCCUCUGUUGUUGGCUGUGUGUGGUGUUAGAAGGACAACGGCAACGCAAAAAGAACAGACGGUUUAUUCAUUGUCAAUUUUAAAGGAGGGAGAAACACUUAACAAAAAAAGACAAUUUGUGUCUUUCUCUGCGCUCUGCGUAAUAGGAUCGUUUAUGAGUUUACGUAAACUCAUUCAAGAGUGCCCAGGAGGAUUGAAGGACAUACAUUAAAAGUGUACCCUCACUCAAAUCUCCUUACCUUUUUUUUCUAAUUUAUUCACCCCUAUUAAUAUAUGACAAAUAAUAAUUAUUUUUCAUCUGCUAAUGCCUGGUCCGUCAGUUAUCUCGAGACCCCAUCAGAGAAUGCUGAACUAUUCUCCAAACUCGCAAUAAGAUGCAUCUCGUUUAAACACCCUCAGUAAUAAACCAACUUGGAGAGAAACGAGAGAACAACAGAAUUUUAAGGAGCAGUUUUUUUAUUGAUGUGGAUUGAAGGUUUUAAGGAAAAAAACAUUCAACACAACAGUCAGUCUUUAAGCAAGUUACUUGGUGAUGCUGCUGCAUUGGCAGUGGUGCAGAAACAAACACAAAUAACACUGCCUUAAAAAGAAAAAUCAUUUGUGGCAUUUCAGGCAAUGGGCCUCUUCAACAUAGCAUAUUUACGUUUUUCGAAACCGUCUUUCUCAGCACGUUCCUGAGAAGCACCAUUGCCUGAAAAGUCGCCUGUCAUGAUUUUUUUAUAUCUUUCUUAGGAAAUGUUAUUGACGUAAGUGAUUUGUUUUUGUUGUAUCUCAGCUUUACAUUCGUUUGGGGGUGACUUUUUAAAUAUUUUGUUCAGAAAAUAUUUCGAUUUCUCCUCUUGCACAUGGCGUGUAUCAUUUCUCCUGAUCAUUUCAUUCCCAUUGACAUCGAAUGAUAAUGAAGAUGGUGGUGUCGCGUGCACAGCUGCCUAGCCAGCUGAGAAUUGCCCGUGCUGCUGCUGCUGCUACGAAACCCGCGUUGCGAUUUCCGGCGUCAUGUUUAUUGACGCCGAGUGUAAAGUUGUAGCCCCCCUCGUCCACCAGAGCGAUUCGGAAUGUUGCCGUCGUUACAGAUGAGUGGGUUUAUUUUUGAAUCCCACUCUUCGCUCGACAUCCAUCCGAGGAGCAGAUGAGAACCAGUAGGAGGGCAGCAGCUGACCUGUGACGACUGAUUGUGCGCAGUCGAUUAAGGCUCGGUCUUGAGUUGAUAGCAAAAUCGCUUACUAGUCGUUCGUGACGGCGCGUGAACGCGUUUUUACGGUAUUUAACAAUGCGCGCUUAGGAUUUAUAACCUCCGUUAUGUUUUUUGGGUGAAAUUGGUCCGCGUUCAUCAAGUGAUAUUAUGCACCCUAACGGAAACGUAAGGUUCUACGUGGAAUGAGUGCAAGGUUUUGUAUUGAAUCAUGGACUUUAAACCUCCUUCAUGAGGCUUGGUUCUGUGUCACAUUCAGACAAGGAUUUCAAUUUUCAUGUGGAGCCAUUUUGUCAAUGUGCUUGCUGAAAGAGGGCCUACCCCACGCCAUAUGGGCCAUGAGGGUUUAUUGACCAUGCUUCAUGCUGGUCAUUGUGAGUUGGUGAGGAAGGGGAGAAUAGAUGUUGGGCCAUAGAAAUACAGCACAACAAUGGAGUUUGCUGCACUGCCGUCUGCUGCCCAUUAUAUAGCCUCCCUAUGACAACCUGUUUUAUACCUGGUGGAUACCUUUCAAAAUACUGAGAUCUGAUGAUAUUGGGCACAUACCAGGUGAUUUGGUCAAAGGCACAUUCGUUGGUAAACCCCUCAUAAAAAGUCAAGUAUUUUACAUUAAAUGCCCAUGCUAAAUCUCUCAACAAAACAAUGGUUCCAAGGGUGUGCAUCAGAUUAGACAAGGGUUAUUGAUACAUCUGGUUACGGCUUCCGUGUAUGACUUGGCUGGUAUUUUACAGAAUAGUUUCGCGCAAACCCUGACCAACUGCAGAACUCCGAACGCCUUAUUUUAGUCGCAUUUUCUGGCGACAAAUAAUCAACAAAUCAUUGUGGAUCUCGUCAGACCUGGGGCUGUUUUUUUUCUGCCCCCAUCGCUGUCACCUGCGAGCCUUUCGACCGACGCGAGUCUAGAAUUAUUGGAAAUGCUGCUUUGUUGUGGUGUCAUUGGCGGAGUUGAGAGGGCACGAGCAUCAAUCCUUCACUCUGGGGUGCUGACGGUGCGCCGCCGCCGCUUGUAAAUAUCAGACUGGUGGUGUUUGGCCAACAUUGGUUUGGUCACACCCGACGCGAGGAAUUUAUUCAUAUUUAACAUUAUUUUGAAACCCGUGUAAGGUCACAACUGAUGCUGGGUCUGUGCUAAAGCCUGAGGCUGACUUGUCCUGUUUUUAGAAUCGAAAACCCCAGGAGCUGACAAACACUUUGGAAGCAUUCAGUCACGUAGCACGGUUGGCAAUGUCCGAUUUCUCUCAUCUCCGUAGCCCAGCACUGGGCCCCCAGUGCAGUUACACCGCCUGCACACUCAACAGCCAUGCCACUGGAAGCACUCGUGCAGCAAAGGUUUUUUUGUUUGUUGAAGGUUGGAUUUAACCGACGAGAUGGUUCGUUGAGUGGAAUCGGCUCAUGAAUUGUGUUUAAUCUAUGCAGUUGCUCCCACAAUUGGGUGAAUUGUUGCUCUGUAAAGGUUGCCUCCCACCCACCCCAGCUGUGGAUUUCGGCCAGCCCGGAACAUGCCGCGUGGUUUUGACAGUGACUCGUCGUGCUGCCCUCCGCUCUCCAUUGUAAUAAAGCAUCGACUGCGAUCCCGU